CAGACGUCAACAAAAUCCAUGAGGACAAGGUGAGUUGAACGAAUCUUUUUCUUUUUCUUUUUCUUUUGCAAGUGAGUGGACUUGUCACUUGAAGGUUGGCUGUAUAUCAUUAUCAUUAUAAAUACCGUUGACGUAUUCUUUCUACGCACUCGACCGAUCCAAAAGGUACACUGUGUACCGCCCAACCUGAGCCGAUCCGAGAAUGGAUGAACCUGAUUUCGACGACGACCGCGAGAUGGAACGACUCGCGUCCAACAACCCGGCGAUGACCGUGCCCGCCAGUCGGGUCAUCUCACAACGCGAGUUCGACCGUCUCCGUUCAUCACGAUCUCAUCCUCAACAACCGAAAAUCCAAACUUCAUCAGACCCGUCUGGAGGAUCAGAGACCUUCGUCAAACGGCCGUCGCGGUCACCACCGACCCCGUCGUCGCCCGGGCCGACGACACCCACCACGACAAAGUACGACGUCGGAUGGCGCAGGGUCGUCCGGAACUUUUCACCGUCGUGGUUCUCCGUGACCAUGGGCACGGGGGUCGUUUCGCUCCUCCUCAUCACCAUCCCCUUCAAAGCGGACUGGCUCUACUGGCUGUCGGUGGUUUUCUUCGUCCUCAACACCGUCCUCUUCACCCUCGCCCUGCUCAUCUCCAUCCUGCGCUACACCCUGUACCCCGAGAUCUGGGCCGUCAUGAUCGCAGACCCGACCAACUCCCUGUUCCUGGGCACGAUGCCCAUGGGAUUCGCCACGUUGGUCGAGAGCUGGAUCUUUCUGUGCUGCCCUCACUGGGGCUACUGGUCCGUCACGUUCGCCUGGGUGUGCUGGAUGAUCGACGCCGUCGUCGCGGCCGCCGUGACGGUUUCUCUGCCGUUCCUGCUCAUGAGCCAGAGCCACCAGCACCAACUCGACAGGAUCACGGCGGCACAGUUACUACCAAUCGCCGCUACUAUCGUGGCUGCCGGAGCAGGCAGUGAAAUUGCAGAACUUCUCUCCAACCCGAACCACGCCUUGGGUACACUCUUGACCUCUUACGUGAUGUGGGGCAUGGCCACUCCCUUUGCCAUGACGAUCCUGGUGAUUUAUUACCACCGCCUGGCUCUGUAUAAACUACCACCUCGCGAGGUGGUGGUGAGUUCAUUUCUUCCUCUCGGACCUCUAGGUAUGUAUCACCAGCGUCUUCGCCUCACACAUUGUACACAUUUCUUACCCACACCUGGCUCUUUGAAAUGUCAUUUCCACUCCCUCACUUGUCUCUCUCUCUCAAAUGGACAGACAAACACAUCAGAAGCUAACCUCGAUCGCGGAACCCGUCGACAAACAGGCAUGGGAGGUUACACCAUCAUGUACCUGGGUCGAGUGUCGCGCCAGGUCUUUCCGAGGGUCCACCUCUUCGCCGGGUCGCCCCCCGCCGACGCCCUCCCCCUCACCCUGGCCGGGGACGUCUUGUACGUCUUUGGCGUCUUCGUGGCUCUCGUCAUGUGGGGGUUCGGCCUCGUGUGGCUCGUCUUCGCCCUGGCCACCAUCUACUCGACCCGCCCUUUCCCCUUCAACAUGGGCUGGUGGGGCUUCACCUUCCCCCUGGGCGUCUACGCCAUCAGCACCAUCACCUUCGGCGUCGAGAUGCCCAGCCUCUUCUUCAAGGUCCUCGGCACCAUCCUGAGCGUCGCCGUCAUGGUCCUGUGGUGCGUCGUCGCCAUGGGCACGGCCAAGGGGGCCUGGUCGGGUCGUCUCUUCUUCGCCCCGUGCCUGAAGAACCUCAAGAAGGAGGACCGCGUGCCUGCUGAAAGUUCGGCGCCUGAACAGGACCGAGAGAAGCUGUCGACCACGGACAGUACCUAGGUACCUAGGCAGUGUUGUGUUUAUCAUGUAUAAAUUGAAGUUUCAGGGACCUAAACCAUUUGUCUACUCUGAUAUCGUACCGUACCUUCGUUUCAAUUGCUGUCUCAUUGCAUUCCAAAGUUCAUUGCUUUGGGCAACUACUCUAACGAACCCACACAUUCAAUAGUCAUCCCAUCAUUCAUACGUACAGCGUCGCCUGUCCAUAUUCAUUUCUCCUGCGUAACGUCGGUUGAAGUCAGUCACGCUUCUGCUCAUACCUCUCUGAUUCUACCUAUUCAAAUUCAUGGCCCCGUCAACAGGCCUCAUCCGGUUUUCUCCAUAGCCACCACAAUCUACACUUGAUCAACAUCACAAGUACACCAAAGAGCAUGGCUGAUGCCGCCUUUCAUACUCCGCCAGUGGGAUGCGUAGGAUCAAUCCACUUGACACCCUCCGGAUUCUCGACGGCCACUAUAUCCGGCAAGUUCACCGCAAUGGCCUCCCCGUCGCUUCUCAUCAGCACACACUCCAGCUCCUCGUCCUCUUUGGCAUUGAUCUCUUGGUGCGGCACGUAUGGCGGAACGUAGAUGAAAUCCCCGGGCCCGGCUUCCGCAAUGAACUCGAGGUUCUCACCCCACCGCAACCUCGCCUUGCCCUUGACAACGUAGAUGACACUCUCGAGGUGACCGUGGUGGUGGGCUCCCGUUUUGGCGUUGGGGUGGAUCUUGACCGUGCCGGCCCACAGAUGCUGCGCGCCCAC
Molecule: messenger RNA, 2573 nt
Organism: Exophiala oligosperma
Lineage: Eukaryota; Fungi; Ascomycota; Eurotiomycetes; Chaetothyriales; Herpotrichiellaceae
Exons: 2
Coding region: 203-1834 (543 amino acids)
Biological process (GO): transmembrane transport; sulfite transmembrane transport
Cellular component (GO): plasma membrane
Molecular function (GO): sulfite transmembrane transporter activity
Source: RefSeq, a predicted model, not a curated record